UUGGAGCAUUUUGAUAUCGCAUAAACACACGACUAUUUUUGCAGAUCAUCGAGAAUAGAAAUUACAGAAGAUUACGUGGAAAAACCACCAUUCGUAUAGUCGAUAGUGCAAUAAGUUACAGUGACUGACCGUGCUAAAAAAAAAAAGACGACGAAAGGAGAAAGAUCAUGGUACUGUCGAUGUUUGAUGAAGCACACGCAGGAUAGAAAGUGUCUGAAAGAGUGCAGGAAAGAGUCCACUAACAUAAGAUCAAGAAUACGGUAAGAUAGGAUAUAAAAAUCGGUGUUCGAAGCUAAUCGAAACGGGAAAGAAUUUGUUGAUAACAACAAGAAGAAAAGGAAUAAAAGAACAAAACGAACAGUAGUGAGGUUCGGUAGUAUCCAAUAGUAAAGAAGGUGGAGUGAUAGUGGUAGGUCCUGACUGUAUUCAUGUUGUAGUAUUGGUACUCUGGUGUGGUCGUAAGGUGGUGUUAAUGGUAAUGGUAGUGAUAGAGCUGUUACUGUUGAUGGUAGUGGUGGUGGUGGCAGUGGAGGCGGCAGUGGCAGCGGCAGCGGGGGCAGCCAUACUCAAACAACCGCCGAGCGAAGAACGAAGAGCGCGGAGCGGCGUAGAAAUGAAACGAUAAUACGGCACGUUUAAACGUUCAGGGCCUGGGACGAGGCGCAAGACGCGAGUUUGACCGAUUGGCCGUAAAAGAAUCAGGGCGGAAGUGCGGCAAAGUUCGGAGAGGAAAAAGAAAGAGUGAGUGUCGUGGAAAAGAAGGGGGCUCCGCCGUCGAAUAUCGGUGGUGACUCUGAGCAGACGGUAUGAGCGCAAAGACAGACGUUAACAGACGAGUCCUAGCGAUUCAGGCAAAAAAAAAGAGGCACAAGCCGAGUAAAAGAAAAGGAAAGGGUAAUUCUCAGGGUGAUACGGACUCCUCAACCACCGGACAGUGCUCGAAACCACAGCCAAGCGUCGCUCGACAAGGACAAGGAUCCGAUUUCUUUCAAGACGCCUCUUCGGGCCAGAGACCAUAUUCUAACGAUAAUGGGAAUAGAAUGGAACCGUGUCACAGCUCCAGCAAUGAAACAAUAGAGGAUGACGAUGAAGUGUACAGUAGCGAAGAUGAAGAGCAAGAAGAUAGCAGUGAUUAUUGCAAAGGAGGUUAUCAUCCUGUGAAGAUAGGGGAUUUGUUUUUAAGUCGUUAUCAUGUGACUCGAAAACUUGGCUGGGGUCAUUUCUCUACGGUCUGGCUUUGUUGGGAUCUACAGGACAAACGAUUUGUGGCACUUAAAGUAGUAAAAUCCGCAACUCAUUUUACUGAGACUGCUUUAGAUGAAAUAAAAUUAUUAAAAGAUGUACGUGAUACGGAUCCUAUUGAUCCUAAACGAAAUAAGACCGUCCAAUUGCUCAAUGACUUCAAAAUCAGUGGCAUUAAUGGUCUUCAUGUUUGCAUGGUAUUCGAAGUGCUUGGACAUAAUCUUCUUAAAUUAAUCAUUAAAUCUAGCUAUAGAGGAAUUCCAAGAAACAAUGUUAAACGCAUCAUCCGUCAAGUCCUUGAAGGUUUAGAUUAUCUUCAUAAUAAAUGUAAAAUUAUUCAUACAGAUAUUAAACCUGAAAAUGUUCUUAUAUGCGUUGAUAAGACUUAUAUAAAAAAAUUAGCUUGUGAAGCAACAGAAUUACAUUCUAUGGGUAUAAAAUUACCAGUUUCAUUAAUUUCUACUGCGCCCAAAGAAUUUCAAGAACCUACGCCAAAUUCCAAAAUGUCUAAAAAUAAAAAGAAGAAACUAAAGAAGAAGGCUAAACGGCAAAACGAAUUAUUGAAGAAACAAAUGGAGCAAAUAGAGGAAAUAGAAGAGCAAAAUAAACUUGCAAAUAUUACAAGAGAAAAUGGCGAGUUGGAGACAAAUAGUCCAGAUCAAGACGUGAAUACAGAAAGUAUAGAAGAUAAUACGGAAAGUAAAGGUUCCCCCGAAAUCUCAGAACCAUCUGCACCAUCGUUACAUGUCAAUGGAGUAGAUGGUUUAGCAGGUGGAGAAAAAAUACAAAAUCAGUCAACCAAUCGGUCAGACAAAGUGGAGAAUAUGACUUUGUGUGACGUUGACAAAAGUUGUGGUGAGAGUACUACUCUACCACGAGAUCCAGAAGAUACGGACGAAUGUAGUGAAGGACGUAAUUUAAAUCCACCUGAGAGCAAACAAUUAAAACGGGCAUCCGUAGCACCACUUGAUCCAGCUACAGUAGAUUGUGAAGUUGAAGUAAAGAUAGCUGAUCUUGGAAAUGCAUGCUGGGUUCAUAAAAAAUUUACAGAUGAUAUACAAACACGUCAAUAUAGAUCUUUAGAGGUAUUGUUAGGAUCAGGCUACGAUACUUCAGCAGAUAUAUGGUCCACAGCGUGUAUGGCAUUUGAAUUGGCUACUGGUGAUUAUCUGUUUGAGCCACAUAGUGGUAAAGAAUAUUGUAGAGACGAAGACCAUUUAGCUCAUAUUAUAGAACUGCUCGGAGAAAUACCUAGACGUAUAGCGCUUUCCGGAAAAAAUUCAAAAAUGUACUUUAACAAAAAAGGUGAAUUGAAGCAUAUUACCGGUUUAAAGCCGUGGGGACUUUAUGAGGUGCUUACAGAAAAAUAUGAUUGGUCACCCAGUGAAGCACGUGAAUUUGCUGAAUUUUUAACUCCGAUGUUAGAAUUUGAUCCAAGUAUGCGUGCUACCGCUGCUGAGUGCCUGAAGCACCCUUGGUUGCAAAUCAAGUGAUCCUGUUUUUAUUUUAUUUUAUUUUAUUUUAUCUGAUUUUUUCUUUUUAUUUAAUUCUUUUAUUUUGAAAUUUCUGAGAUCCUUACUCUUUGCAACCCUGAUGCAAUUAAAAGUCGAGAGUGUGACAGGAAGCAGAGAUUAGAAAAAAGAAAUUUUUAUAUUCAAUUAUAAUUUCAAUUUUCAUAUAAAACGAAUACAUUACUAGGCACUCAUAUCCUAUAUUUAUGUCAUAUUCUAUUUCACAAACGAAAUGUAAAAUGGAAUCUAAAUAUGACACAAACAUAGCAUAUUAUAAUGUAAAAAUAUAGGCGACGAUAAUAAAUUAUAUUGAUAAAUACAAUGUCUCGAUAUUAUUAAGAGUUAGAAAUCGAUUGUGUAAAAUCUUGUCUAUACUGAAAUAUGCUUCCUAAUGAAAUACUCUCGACAUCAGCCGCCUAUACGUGUAAUUAUAAAUUUGUUAAAUCAUCUUCAUUUAGUGUGAUGACAAUUUAAAUUAAAGUAAAUAGUAUUUUAUUACUUUAUGCAUUCAUUACAUCCUUCGUACCGGUCACUUUAUUUAUCUACAAGUAUUCCAAGAGUACCCACUCAUAAAAUACUUUAUAGAUAUUUAAGGGCAGGCCCGUUAAAACACAUAUUUACAUAACUUCACCUAACUACAUUUCUUUUUAAGAUAAUUGCGGUUAAAGUCAAAUUUAAUAAAAGUUUUUUUUUCUUUUUGUUAUUUACAAUUUUCUGUGUAAACUGUUAGACAUACAAUGUAAAUUUCUCACUACCUCGUUGCAUUAGAUAUUUUAAAAUACUCAUACACACAUGCCGAAAGAUGUAGUUAAUGCACAGAAUAUUUCUACGAAUUUACAAUGUAUUCAAACGUACGAAUGAUUAAUAUCAAAUGAGAGUUGGUCAUCAGAUUCUUGGUAUAUAAAGCCAAAUAAGUGUGAACACAAAUCGAUAUGAGACAAUAUGUUUUGACGGAAUAUUUAAAGGGGCACAAAUAUUUGAGUAAAGAAAAGAUUGUUAAACUAAUAUAUUAUAUUAGAAAUAUGAGUCUAACAUGCAAGUAUCUGAAGCAAUAUUAGUUUUGAUUGUGCAAAUUUAUGUAUUGAUAGAUCAUCCCAAAGUAAUACGGUUAUUUAAAAUAAGUUUUUAAAUAACGAAACAAAAAAAUAUGCAACUUUAAUCUAAGAUAUUGGAUCAUCCUAAAAGCUUCCUGCGUUUUCUUAGUUAAUUUUGUAUAUGAUCCAUUCUGCUUUAUUACUUUUCUCUGUACCAUAUAUAAUUCAAUUAAAUAACAUAAAAUUUUUAAUAUUCUACAAAAGUGUACAAAAACAAGAAACUUUUGAAACGACUUAAUAUAUUUAUCACCAUUAUUUGCAAUAUUCUUAAUUUUUAAUUUUUCAAUACUUUGGCGAUUAACUUUUCAUCAUGAAGUUGUUAAUGUUAUACCGAUUUUUAUUCAUCUUUAAGACUAUAAUUUCUACAACGAAAAUGCUGAAAUUAUUUUGGAUCAUAAAUUUUUUGUAUUUUAUCAUUUACUGCUGUGGCAGUGUGUUGCCCUGAUUAAAUGCCCAAA
Messenger RNA from Polistes canadensis, 4305 nucleotides. RefSeq names its product SRSF protein kinase 3 (gene SRPK). The record is from RefSeq and is a predicted model, not a curated record. Gene Ontology annotation, molecular function: ATP binding; protein kinase activity. The transcript has 6 exons. Gene Ontology annotation, biological process: protein phosphorylation; spliceosomal complex assembly; regulation of mRNA processing. The coding region runs from base 807 to 2735 and encodes 642 amino acids. NCBI's taxonomy places the organism in Eukaryota, Metazoa, Arthropoda, Insecta, Hymenoptera, Vespidae.